Messenger RNA from Knipowitschia caucasica, 345 nucleotides. The record is from the annotation of a GenBank genome assembly. Lineage: Eukaryota; Metazoa; Chordata; Actinopteri; Gobiiformes; Gobiidae.
AUGUUCACUGGAAUUACGCAGGAGCACUACAUCCUGGCGUCUCAGUCCGUGCACCUGCCGCGGCCGACUCAGGGCAGCCCAGGGAGCGCGGCGUACGGCUGGAGGAAGAGGGGGCUUUACUUCCUGCUGCUGCUGCUCCUCGUCACCAUGAUCGUCAAUCUGGCUCUCACCGUGUGGAUCAUCAAAGUCAUGAACUUCUCCACGGAUGGAAUGGGCAGCCUGAAGUUGGACCAGGACGGCAUCCGUGUGGAGGGGAAAUCUGAGUUUGCGUCUCCACUUUAUGUGAACGAGAUUCAGUCCAGAGGGGUAAGUGCUCGACACACGGUGCUUCAUGACAUCCUGUAA